Molecule: messenger RNA, 3927 nt
Organism: Acyrthosiphon pisum (pea aphid)
Lineage: Eukaryota; Metazoa; Arthropoda; Insecta; Hemiptera; Aphididae
Gene: pic
Product: DNA damage-binding protein pic
Exons: 20
Coding region: 345-3815 (1156 amino acids)
Cellular component (GO): nucleus
Molecular function (GO): protein binding; nucleic acid binding
Source: RefSeq, a predicted model, not a curated record
GGCGUUUCGAUGAUAUCAGCGCUCGCCGAUUGGAAAAGAAAUAACAAAACGUUAAACAUAACAAUAUUAAUAUAAGUUUUAUUUCUGGUGCCACAGUGCGACAAGACGCUACGGCAGGCACGUGAUAACGUUGACCGCCGCCGGCCGAUACGACAACGACACCGUGACUUACAAGUUAGGAGUUUACUGUUUAGGACCAUAGACAUCGAGCACGCUUGUCGCAUAUUAUUCAUAUUGCCCUUUACACGUGAAUAAACGAUACCUCCGAGCACGAGUUCGUUGUAAAUAUUGUCAUCCGCGUCUGACUGAUUCAAAUAGUAGAAGUCUAAUAAUUGAUCACAGAUAUGGCAACACAACAGUUCUACACAGUGACGGCUCACAAGCCUACAGCGGUCGUCACCAGCAUCUCUGCAAAUUUCACAUCACCGACCGACCGUAAUCUACUUGUUGCAAGAUUUAAUCGUAUUGAUAUAUCUUUAGUCACUGAAGAAGGUUUACAGCCAAUCAAAGAAAUAGCAUUAUAUGGCAAAAUUGAAAUAAUGAAAGUUUUCCGCCCUAAGCAUAAGGAUAAAGACUUGUUAUUUGUAGUAACUGCUCGAUACAACACCAUGAUAUUAGAAUGUGUUCAAACAGAAAGUGGUGAUAUUGAUAUUAUUACAAAAGCUCAUGGUAAUAUAUCCGAUCAAAUUGGGAAAAUAUCAGAAAUUGGUGCUAUGGCAGUCAUUGAUCCUAGUGCAAGAGUCAUUGGUCUAAAAUUAUACGAUGGAUUGUUUAAAAUCAUACCAUUGGAUAAAGAAGGAGAACUAAAGGCUUAUUGUUUAAGGAUGGAAGAAGUCGAAGUACAAGAUAUUGAUUUUCUGUACGGCUGUGCUAAUCCAACCAUUAUUAUUAUACAUCAGGAUACUAUGGGCCGCCACAUUAAAGCUAAAGAAUUAUCUAUAAAAGAUAAAGAAUUUGUGAAGACUCCUUGGAAACAAGAAAAUGUUGAAACCGAAGCUUCAAUGAUUAUUCCUGUUCCCGAGCCUCUCUGUGGUGCUAUUAUUAUUGGUCGAGAAUCAGUUUUGUAUCAUAAUGGUUCAUCUUUUAUUGCUAUUUCUCCUCCUGUCAUAAAGCAAAGUACAAUAGUAUGUUAUGCUAGAAUUGAUCCAGAAGGUACAAGAUAUUUACUUGGAGAUAUGGCUGGACAUUUAUUUAUGUUAUUACUGAAUUAUGAAAAAAACCCAGAUGGUACAUUUAAAAUCAAAGAUCCAAAAGUUGAUUUAUUGGGAGAGAUUAGCAUACCUGAAUCACUUACAUACUUGGAUAACAAAAUAAUAUAUGUUGCAUCUCGAGUAGGUGACUCUCAACUUAUAAAGCUCAAUAAGAAGCCUGAUCAAUUUGGUUCACAUAUCACUGUCUUAGAUACGUUUAUGAAUUUAGGACCUAUUGUUGACAUGUGUGUUAUAGAUUUAGAACGACAGGGCCAAGGACAAGUGGUUACUUGCUCAGGAGCAUAUAAAGAAGGAUCUCUUCGAAUAAUACGUAAUGGAAUAGGAAUCCAAGAGGUGGCCACAAUUGAUUUAGUUGGAAUUAAAGGAAUGUGGCCUUUACGCAUUACUACUGAUAGUCUACUAGAUGAUACAUUAGUUUUAUCUUUUGUUGGACAUAGCAGAGUGUUAGCAUACAGUGGGGAAGAAGUCGAAGAAAUAGAUUUAGAAGGUUUUCAAUCUGAAUUACAAACAUUUUACUGUGGUAACACAUCAGAUAAUAAAAUGGUCCAAAUAACAUCUGCUAGUGUUAGAUUGAUCUGUCUGGAAAGCAAAUGUUUAGUGAGUGAAUGGAAUGUCCCUGAUGGUAAAAGUAUCAAUGUAGUGUCAUGUAAUGGUCAUCAAGCUGUUUGUGCUACAGGUAAUAGCCUGUAUUACAUAGAAAUUGGAACAGAUAAAGUCGAUCAAAAAGGAUUUAUUACAUUAGAACAUGAAGUAUCUUGUCUUGAUGUUUGUUCAUUUAAAAAUGAGUUUUACAAAAAUUCAAGUUUGGUAGCUGUUGGUUUAUGGAUGGACAUAUCUGUAAAAAUUCUUCAACUUCCUGACUUUGUAGAACUUGUUCGAGAGCCUUUAGGCGAAGAAAUCAUACCUCGGUCAAUAUUAAUGGUAACAUUUGAAAAUAUUGACUAUUUAUUAUGUGCGUUAGGAGAUGGCAGCUUAUGUUAUUUCCAUUUAAACCCUGAAAAUGGAGUAUUAAGUGAUAAGCGUAAGGUCAAUCUUGGUACACAACCUACUUUAAUCAGAAAGUUCCAAUCACUUGCUACUACAAGUGUAUUUGCAUGUUCAGAUCACCCAACUGUAAUCUAUUCAUCAAAUAAUAAAUUGAUUUUCUCAAAUGUUAAUCUGCGCAAAGUUAACCACAUGUGUUCGCUUAAUACAAAAAGUUAUCCAGAUAGUUUGGCUAUGGCAACUGAUACUGCUAUUAUUAUUGGUACAAUUGAUGAAAUGCAAAAACUUCAUAUUCGUACCAUUCCUCUCGGAGAAGCACCUAGACGAAUAGCACACCAAGAGUCAAGCAAGUCAUUUGGUAUAAUAACAAUGAGGAUAGAUGUUCACGAAGGAAUUAAUUUAGUCCCUGCUAGACCUAGUGCUAGUACCAGUGCUCAGAAUAUUUCCGGUGCAAUUAACAAUCGUAUGCCAAAUAAUGCAUCAGCAGUAAAUAGUAAUCAAGGACCAUUAAGUAGUGAAUAUGGUCUUGAAGUUGAAAUUCAUAAUAUGCUUGUACUGGAUCAAAACACUUUUGAGGUGUUACAUGCACAUCAGUUAAAUUCUAAUGAGUAUGCUUUAAGUAUCAUAUCAGCAAAAUUGGGGGAUGAUCCAGCUACUUAUUAUAUAUUGGGAACAGCUGUUGUAAAUCCCGAAGACCAAGAUCCCAAAUUGGGACGUAUACUUAUAUUUCAUUGGGAUGAUUCUUCAUCAAAACUUACACCAAUAACUGAGAAAGAAGUAAAGGGUGCAUGUUAUGGUAUGGCUGAAUUUAAUGGUAAACUUUUAGCUGCUGUUAAUUGUACAGUUCGAUUAUUUGAAUGGACUGCGGAAAAAGAAUUAAGACUUGAAUGCAGUCACUUUAAUAAUAUUGUAGCACUAUUUGUGAAAACUAAAGGUGACUUUAUUGUUUGCGGUGAUUUGAUGAGAUCAUUAACAUUGUUACAAUACAAAACUAUGGAAGGCAGUUUUGAAGAGAUCGCUAGAGAUUACAAUCCAAAAUGGUCAACAGCCAUAGAAAUUAUUGACGAUGAUGUAUUCUUAGGUGCAGAAAAUGAUAAAAACUUAUUUAUUAUACACAAAGACAGCACAUUGACAAGUGAUGAAGCCCGACAUCAACUUCAAGAAAUUGGUCAAUUCCAUUGUGGAGAUCUAAUAAAUGUGUUCAGACAUGGUUCAUUAGUUAUGCAACAUUUCACUGAUACAUAUGUUUCAGUUCAAGGCGGUAUUCUUUAUGGUACUUGCAGUGGAGCUCUAGGGUUGGUGACACAGUUGACUCCCAAAAUGUUUGACUUUCUGUCAGAUUUAGAAAAGAGUUUAGCUACUGUGGUUAAAGGAGUGGGAAAAAUUAAUCAUCAAUUUUGGCGAAGCUAUCAUACUGAAAUAAGAACAGAACCAUCUGAAUCAUUUGUGGAUGGAGAUUUAAUUGAAAGCUUUUUAGAUUUAUCAAAAAGAGAAAUGAUAGCAGUUGUUGAUGCACUUCAGGGGGCCUACGAUCAUGAAUUCAAGAAGAUUCCAAAAGACACUAAGAUCAGUCUAGACGAUGUCAUCAAACUGGUUGAAGAUUUAACCAGAAUACAUUAAUUGAUUGGUACUUAAUUUGGAUCUUUUUCUUUUUGGGUGUUUCUUAUAAUUUAUUUUGUAUUGAAACACAAUUUUCUUAAUGUAAAAAUUAUGUAUUAUAUCUUUCAUUAAG